Paramacrobiotus metropolitanus is the source of this 982-nucleotide messenger RNA. Its product is annotated as ELAV-like protein 1-A. The record is from RefSeq and is a predicted model, not a curated record. Gene Ontology annotation, molecular function: RNA binding. Lineage: Eukaryota; Metazoa; Tardigrada; Eutardigrada; Parachela; Macrobiotidae. Bases 1 to 771 code for a protein of 256 amino acids. The transcript is spliced from 4 exons. Gene Ontology annotation, cellular component: ribonucleoprotein complex.
AUGUCGAGGAUCACGGCAAACGUUGCAGCUGGAGCGGCGGAUCUUCCCGUGGAGACGCCGAGCGCGGAACCGGCGGACGGGCGUAAGCUGAUCGUCAACUAUUUGCCCAGCUUCGUUCGCGAUGGCUUCCUGCGCAAGAUCUUCGCAACGCCGAAGAUUCUCGAGAACGCCACGUUGGAGGAGUGCCGUGUCGUGAUGCGUAAGGACGACGCAGGUCGAGACGUAAGCCGCGGAUUUGCAUUCCUCACCUACAGCCAUGCGGAUGCGGCCAAACGUGCGAUGGACCUGCUCGACGGCUUCUGCCUCAUCGAGAGCGCCGCCCCAUGGGAGGUGGACGCCGACGGGAAUCCCACGCGCAAAGUGAAGCACUUGAAGGUGUCGUAUUGUCGCCCGUCCGACGACGCGUACCGCCAGACCAACCUUUUCGUGACGGGCAUCCCCUGCGCGUGGCAGUUGGAGGAUCUGAAGUGCCAUUUCCGCCAGUGGGGCGGCAGCGUCAUCAGCUGUACAAUCGCGCCGCGCAACACCUGCCUCUGCCGAAGCGGAGAAGAGUCGGCGGUGCCCUGUGACGAGACCAACUGGGGCUUCGUCCGCUUCGCUCGCCACGCGCAGGCCCUGACCGCCCGCGAGGAAUGCCAGAAGAUGCAUGUAACUGCGUCCAAUCCGCUGCUGCUGCUGCGCGUCACUCUCCUGGACGAUAGCAACCCGCGGCUUCCUCGUUCAUCAUCCGCUCCACCGUCGCGCGCCGGAUUCCAGCAACAGCGUCGCUGAACGCGUCGUCUCUCCUGGUUGUACGUCAACCGUAUGGCUUGCCUCAGUCUUGCAGGGAACAAUCGCUGUUUUUUUGUACGUGAUUUAACUUUUUACAAAUUAAUAUUUCACCGAGCAUUAAGUGUUUUUAAUCGUUUAUUCGGUCUUUCUGUACGGCCAUAAAAAUGCCGGCAUGCACUAAUUCCUGUACAGGUACUGAUGCUGAUUCAUC